AUGGACGAGCUCAAUCUCGCAGACUCGGCUGACAGUGACGAUCUUCUGGUUCUUAUGACUUCGACUUGUGGUGAUGGUGAUAUGCCUUCUGCGGCGACUGCUCUUUGGGAGGAUAUGCUGCAAAUGGAUGGUUCCCAGAAGCUUGCAGGUCGCUUCUGCGUGUUCGGCCUUGGGGAUAGCUCGUACGAUAAAUUUUGUGCAGCUGCGGUGAAACUUCAAGCAAGGGUGGCUGAACUCGGCAUGAGCUCCGUCAUUCCAUUGGCGAAGGGAGAUGAUCGUGCCGAAGAUGGAUGGGCUACUGCCUUCGAUGAAUGGUUGCCGAAGUUGUGUGAAGAGGUUGGUGCGAAGCCUGAAGACGAGGAGGAACCUGAGGCGCUCUUCGAGGUUACGUCCUUACCUGUCACUGCUGCUGACAAGAGCCUUCCCUACCAGCGCAUUGUGCCUCCAGGAUCCCAGGCCGUACCGGUUCUAGAGAACAGACGCUUGACUCCGGAAUCGUAUGAGAGGGAUAUCCGUCACAUCGCUCUGGACAUCUCGGCUGCUGAUUUGCCCUUCCGUCUCGGUGAUGCCAUUACCCUUUACCCGAAGAACUUGGAGUCGGACGUCGACCUACUGUUCAACGAAAUCGUCACUCAUCUCGAUCGCAACGAGAUCCUCUCUGUUAAGUGUCUGUCCGAUGACGUUCCUGCCAGGCUCAGGUCGGCUUUUAAGUCACGAAUUCCUAUGAAGCAAAUCUUCGUAGAGUUGUUGGAUAUCUUCGGCAAGCCUACUAGGAGUUUCUAUCGCCAGCUGGCUCGUAUUAGCAAGAGCGAUGAGGAGGUUCAGGUUCUCAACUCUAUCGCGAACUCGGACGAUAGUUUCAAGGAACUAUUGGGCAGGAGUGUGUCCUAUGCGGAUGUGCUUCGCAGAUUCCCGAA
Messenger RNA from Perkinsus marinus ATCC 50983, 917 nucleotides. Its product is annotated as NADPH cytochrome P450, putative. Gene Ontology annotation, molecular function: sulfite reductase (NADPH) activity; flavin adenine dinucleotide binding; FMN binding. The transcript has a single exon. Lineage: Eukaryota; Perkinsozoa; Perkinsida; Perkinsidae. Gene Ontology annotation, cellular component: cytosol. The record is from RefSeq and is a predicted model, not a curated record. The annotation marks the transcript as partial.